Messenger RNA from Eurypyga helias (sunbittern), 2218 nucleotides. RefSeq names its product macrophage erythroblast attacher (gene MAEA). Gene Ontology annotation, molecular function: protein binding; ubiquitin protein ligase activity. The coding region runs from base 72 to 1118 and encodes 348 amino acids. Gene Ontology annotation, biological process: proteasome-mediated ubiquitin-dependent protein catabolic process. The record is from RefSeq and is a predicted model, not a curated record. The transcript is spliced from 8 exons. Lineage: Eukaryota; Metazoa; Chordata; Aves; Eurypygiformes; Eurypygidae. Gene Ontology annotation, cellular component: GID complex; cytoplasm; nucleus.
CAUAUGAAACACUGAACAAACGGUUUCGAGCUGCACAGAAAAACAUUGAUCGAGAGACCAGCCACGUUACAAUGGUGGUGGCAGAGCUGGAGAAGACACUGAGCAAUUGUCCUGCUGUGGAUUCAGUUGUUAGUCUGCUGGAUGGAGUAGUUGAAAAACUCAGUGUUCUGAAACGGAAGGCAGUUGAAUCAAUCCAGGCUGAAGAUGAAAGUGCAAAACUCUGCAAACGUAGGAUUGAACAUCUGAAAGAACAUAGUAGUGACCAGCCAGCUGCUGCAAACAUGUGGAAGAAGAAACGUAUGGAUCGUAUGAUGGUGGAACAUCUUUUACGCUGUGGCUACUACAAUACAGCUGUAAAACUAGCGAGACAAAGUGGUAUUGAGGACUUGGUAAACAUUGAGAUGUUUUUGACUGCUAAAGAAGUGGAAGAGUCAUUGGAAAGACAAGAGACCAUGACUUGCUUGGCUUGGUGUCAUGAUAACAAAUCCAGGCUCAGAAAAAUGAAGAGCUGUCUGGAGUUCAGCCUAAGGAUUCAGGAGUUCAUUGAGCUGAUUCGACAGAACAAGAGACUGGAUGCCGUGAGACAUGCAAGAAAGCAUUUCAGUCAGGCUGAGGGAAGCCAGCUGGAUGAGGUCCGACAAGUGAUGGGAAUGUUGGCCUUUCCUUCAGACACUCAUAUCUCCCCCUAUAAGGAUCUCUUGGACCCUGCUCGAUGGAGAAUGCUGAUCCAACAGUUUAGAUAUGAUAACUACAGACUACAUCAGCUGGGAAACAAUUCUGUUUUCACUAUAACACUCCAGGCAGGCCUUUCGGCUAUAAAAACACCACAGUGUUACAAAGAGGACGGGAGCUCAAAAAAUCCAGACUGCCCUGUGUGUAGCAAAUCCCUGAACAAGCUGGCUCAGCCUCUGCCUAUGGCACAUUGUGCCAACUCCCGACUAGUCUGCAAGAUUUCGGGGGAUGUAAUGAACGAAAAUAAUCCUCCUAUGAUGUUACCAAAUGGAUAUGUCUAUGGAUACAAUUCUCUGCUUUCUAUUCGUCAAGAUGACAAAGUAAUUUGCCCAAGAACCAAAGAAGUCUUCAACUUCUCACAAGCUGAGAAAGUCUACAUCAUGUAGGUCCAUAACACACAUGAUGAAGUGCCGCUGGAAUUUUGACACAGUGUAUAUUGGCAUACCCUGUGCGGGGGGGGGCCUUAAUGUGUGGCAAAGAAGCAAAACCUGCCACCUUGGGGAUCAGACCUGUCGGUGGCAUUCUUGUUUCUUGCGACCAAAGAUCAAUGAGCAACAAUAAACACUCUUGAAACAAAAUACACACACACAAAAAAAAAAAAGGAGAGAGGCUUAUAACUUAAGUUUGUACUUGAAUUUAAAACAAAAACAAAUUUUGAUUGUUAAGGUUUUGUAACAUAAGGUCAAAAAUUGGACUCUUCUCGAAAGGAUAACUUUCUUUAAAGAUGGACACUUGCACUGGGGGAAAAGUGACAACAGAUUUGAAAUUCAAUCCAUUUUUCUUCCCUCUUUUUCACAACUGUCCAGGACCCUUUUGUUAUCAAAUAUUUCAGUCCUACCAAUAUGUUCUCCUUUAAGCUCCUCUUUGCCUUCUUUAUGAUCCUCUUGUGAAGUAAUCCUGAACAUGAAUUAUUUAACUUAUUUCCACGGGAAGAAAUGGGUGUCUUUGACACAAGACUGGCUUCUCUGGAGGAUCAACUAGGGACUGGUUUGAAGGAGUACGAAGUCUUUUUCCAAACCCAGAUAUUCUGAGGAGGUUGCAUAAGUAUCAAGAGGAACUGAGAACAUUUCAGGCAAAAUCCAAUGCUUGUUUAAAUGUUCUUUUUCCAGUCUACCAUAGUGUUAAAGUCCUUCUGAAGUUAUUAGUUAUGUGCAUAGGGUUCAAUAUGAAAUCAUUAGUGCUACUGCCUUAUUUCUUGCUUUGAGAAUGUACUCACAUGAAAACGAGCUGGUAUUCUUAAGUGUUGGGCGAAGUUUCUGAAGAUGCCUUGCAGGAUGAUUACAUAAUUUUAGGGUCUAAAUAGUAUUCAUUACUGAAACUAAUAGUUCAAUUUUAACAACUACAGGACACAUCCUUAUGACUUUUCGAAAGAAUUAAACCAUUGUAGUUUAAACAAAACCAUAUUGUAGAGGUUUGUAUUUAGCGCUUAUUUUUGCAUGUUGAUGUUGAUUAGCUAAUAAAAGAUUGUAAAUGUAAAACAUGUUAA